Megalopta genalis is the source of this 1507-nucleotide messenger RNA. RefSeq lists its product as uncharacterized. Lineage: Eukaryota; Metazoa; Arthropoda; Insecta; Hymenoptera; Halictidae. The record is from RefSeq and is a predicted model, not a curated record.
UUCUUUUAAUGCCUUUGUGCAGAGUUUUGUAUUCGACUUAAUUAUUUUUGUCGUAAAUGCAUAAAUAACGCGAACUAGUAAUGAUGUUUUAAUUAUCAUUAUGUAUCUGUUUAUUUCUCUAGCGGUUAUUACUUCCGCUGAAUGUACAAGGAAAUUCGGCGACAAGGAAAUUGAUAACAAAAAAUAUCACACUUCAAAAAUUUAGUAUAUAAUGGUCAUUCGUCGCUUUUAUCUUGAAUAGGCACAGCAGUUGCUUUCAGUUCAGUUCGAAACGAUUGACAAGGGAAUUAAUAUAUUUGAUCGAACAUGAAACUUUUCGUUGUUUUUUGUAUCUUCGUUACGAUCGCCUACGUGUGCGCAGAAAGAGAUCCACGAGAAGCCCUCGAUGACAUGACUGAAUGGAUAAAAACCGAGAAAUUCGUUUCGGAGGGUAUUCUGAAGCACGCUGUUGGGAACGGCGACAUGACAGGACCUGUCGGUGCACGGGAAGCACAUAGCCGACAACGCAGAAAUGUGUGCCAGAGAAAUUGGUUUCUGAGAAUGCUCUACGGGGAUAAUUUUGCUUGCAAAGCCAACUGCUUGGAUGACAAAUCAUACGGUACUACAUGGCGAGGUGGUAAAUGCUUGAAUCGAAGAUGUGUCUGUUACUGAACGUUUCGUUGAAAUAGCUCCCCGAUAUUAUCAAAAAUCCCAGCUAUUCCAGUAGAUGUUUCCUAUAACUGUUCACAUCCUUGAUAUUUAUUUUCGACGAAAGAAGUGUGUACCUAAUACAAUAAACAAUUUGCAGUUGUAGUUGUUUUAAAUAUUCUGCAUAACAUAUGUCCUUUGUAGCUGUUACUAUCAUUUCCGAAAAUAAUAUCUUGGCAGAUGCGAGUCUUACUUUUCGAUUUUUGGUAUUUUGUGUUCGAUUCUUACUCGUAAUCGAUAAUUGCAACUGUCUUGUAACUAUUCCUGCAUUGAUUUGCAUAUCGUUGUUUAAAUUCAUUUCUGCUGUGAUGUCAGUUGCAAAACAAAUACGAUCCUUCCAACGCGAACGCUCGAUGCAACGAUUCAUUUCUUUGGUUGGAUUUUGUCGUCUGCACUAGGUUUUCAGUUGAUCAGAAUAAAAGCUAGUCUUUAAAAAUAUGUACCAUGUUUUUUCAAGAUCUGUUAACAACAGUAGUUGGUACUUCAUUUGAUUAUGUAGUCCUACGACUUGUUCCCUUUUGUUAAGUAAUAAGUUGCAUGAUUUAUCCUUGCUUUUAUGCUCGAUUUAUGAACUUGAAUCAACCAAAAGCAGAUUAAGCACUAUGUUUUUAGCAGAUUAAGAAACGAAACAAAUUAAAUAAAUAAGCAACAGUGUUGCACGAUAAGCGUUUAACUGAAAUUAAAAUCUGUCGCCUUAAAUUUAUAAACGCUAUCGUUCGACUGGUAUCAAGUAUUGCGAUUGCUUUAGAAACGUUUAUUCGACGUAAACAUGUGCUGUACGUAACUGGAAAUAAAGUGUUCCCAGUUGUUUCGAGGCUUU